UCACCGCAAACCUAAUCUCCCUUUUCCCAUUCUUUUCAAUAUUAUCCAAGUCCUGGCCUUCACCUAAUUAGAGAAGAAGAACAUCAUGGAGGAUGAUCCGGGAGCCUCAUCUCGACCGUCCAUAGGGUUUCCUUUAGGUUUAGCUCUUCUUCUUCUGAUGUUGUUCAGCAUGAGCGCCUUCUUCUCUUGUUGCCUCCACUGGGACAAGCUCCGAUCCCUCCUUCAUUCUUCUCCCGACGAAAACGCCGAUAUUGAAGCCGAUAUCAAGCCUCUUCCACCGCUCAAGACGCCAAAGCAAGCUGAAAGCCAUAGCCUGACAGUAUUGAUGCCCGGGGAUCAGGUUCCAAAGUUCAUAGCAAUGGCUUGUCCAUGUCGGCCUCCGCUUUACGAAAAAGCUCAAUUUUGAAGUUUGAUCAGAGGCCGAAAUUUCCGUGGCGCUGUUGCAAAUUGGACCUGUUGCAUGGGGGUGCAAUAACUUUGAAUCGAUCUAAAUCGUUCAUUUGAAUCGUAACCAUUGGAGGAGGUAGUCGAACGACACCCGAUAUAUAUAUAUAUAAUACCCUAAGUAUUGCACCGAAUUCAAAUCCUUCGAAAGCAAAGGAUUGCAAGAAUCUGACCCCAUUGGGUAUUUUACUUGUUACGUGUGUGUGUGUAUAUAUAUAUAUAAUUUACUCAUGAUCUGAUUUUUCAUUUAUUAGAUUACUUUUUUGAUGAAUGAUAAAUAAUAUUUUGUGA
Messenger RNA from Alnus glutinosa, 735 nucleotides. RefSeq lists its product as uncharacterized. The coding region runs from base 86 to 406 and encodes 106 amino acids. The transcript has 2 exons. The record is from RefSeq and is a predicted model, not a curated record. Lineage: Eukaryota; Viridiplantae; Streptophyta; Magnoliopsida; Fagales; Betulaceae.